Molecule: messenger RNA, 2807 nt
Organism: Rhipicephalus microplus (southern cattle tick)
Lineage: Eukaryota; Metazoa; Arthropoda; Arachnida; Ixodida; Ixodidae
Product: venom allergen 5
Cellular component (GO): extracellular region
Source: RefSeq, a predicted model, not a curated record
UCAUUUGGCCCGGAUUAAUCGAGUGGUUCACUGAGGAUGACCGCUGUGCGGCUACAACUCGGGCGGUGCUUGUUCCUACUGCUGCCAACACUGCUACUACUGGCGUUGCCUGCUGUCCCGAAAGGGGAAGCAGCGCCGAUUGUAACGUCGAACUGCAGCGAGACGUUCCUGCGCUACAGCCAGAACCACACCAUGUGCCGAGAGGAGCCAGAGUGCGAGAUCCAGGUUGCGGGCAUCGACGACAACGUCAAGCAGCUCAUCCUUAAACUGCACAAUCACUACCGUAGCCUCAUCGCCGGAGGAAACGAGACGCACAUGCCUCCGGCAGCCAACAUGCUCGAAAUGGAGUGGGACGAUGACUUGGCGAUGGUGGCCCAAGCACAUGCUAACCUGUGCCAGUUCGAACACGACUGCCCGUCAUGCCGAUCACUGCAGAAGUUUACCGACGUCGGCCAAAACCUGUGCCUGGACAGGACCACAAGACACAAUCCACAGCCGGACUGGGAAAGCUGCGUGCGGCGCUGGUACGACGAGGUGUCCCUCUUUUCCAACGCCUCACGCACACCAUUCCAGUUUGACCUUCCCACGGGACAUUUCACGCAGAUGGUGUGGGCGACCACGUGGAAGAUUGGCUGCGGCUACACGCGCUAUCCGUCCACCGAGCCGCCUUUCACCUACGACCUUCUCUACACCUGCGACUACGGCCCAGGGGGAAACAUUGUGGGUGGCGAAAUGUACGAGGAAGGUGACGCGUGCUCCAACUGCCCCGAGGGAACCUGCUGUGGAAGUUCUUGCGAUGAACAGAACGUCGACACGCGCUUCAAAGGACUGUGCAAGCCUACGACUCCUGAAGGUCCCAAGCCCGCCAUAAACAAGAAGGGCCUCAUCUGGGCGUGUCUUUUUAACAACGAGACGUCCGAAUCCUGUGAGACUGUCUCCGAUCCCCCAGACGUUUUCAACACCAAGCCAAUGUUUGGUGCCGGCUACUUGGAGACCGUGGUAGAGGGAGGCAAUCGGGUCGAGCUCACGUUCAAGCGCAUCAUCAAGAGCCCGCAGUCUCCGUUCUGCAUCAACAUCGAGUACGCCAAGGGACCGAGCGUGGCGGGAGACCAGGCGGACGGUUCGCUGCGACUGCUCCUGACGUCGCCAGUGCUAAACCUCUUCCAGAUCGACGCCGAACUUGGCGGUGACUACACGGGUUACCAGAUGUACUCCUUCUCCCUGGACUUUCGCGUACCCGUCCAGGUUGGCUUCUCCUACUCUGUUCCAACGAACAGCUCUGCGCAGUACUUCAGCCUGUACAAGCUCGUCGUAAAUCAAGGGGCUUGUUCGCAAGGCUUCUAGGGAACGUCUUUGUGACGAUUCUCAGCCGCGACAUUGUUUCGCAUCGGACAAAACGUGUUUCACGAAGACUCUCGACUCGCGUAUACGUGUUGCGCACGUCACACGCGAUGAGUGUCACUUGCCUAACUCGAGGUGUUCCCGUGAGCCUGGCCUGUGUUUGCUGGAUCAACACCAGAGAUGAGAUUGUGCCUACCCGACGCAGUAUACGUCUCUGGAAGGCUGUUUGGAGGCUUCGGUCUCUCUCCACUUUUGUCGGAUGUGGUCUCAUCCUUUUUCGUGCAGGUGAUUGUUGUUGUCUUUUUAGAUAUAUCUGUAUGUGUUAACGUACUGUGAUGUCCGUAGCACUUGGUCCACGAUUUUUGUGUAUUGUUCGGUGCAGUCAUCUAUUGCGGUCAUAUGAAUUUUAAUCACUUUCAGGUGCUUCAAACGUGUAAACUUAACUACCGAUCUCUAGGCCAAAGCAUGUAUUUUUUAAAAUUUAUCUGCCCCUUCAUGCGUACCGUUCAUCUCGCUGUUGUGACGGUGCUUAGCAACUUGACUCAGUAGUCGCUCACGAAAAGCUAGUUAGCGCAUCGAAAGUGGGGCCACUAGCGAGGCUCAACUAGUACUGAUCUAAAAAUUAAUCAGUCGCAAUUUAAGUUUUGGUGUGCCUCAAGACAAAGAGAAGCAUUUUUCUAAUUGCAUGCAAUUGCGACGCUUUUCUUUUUACAGUACAUUAUCAUUACAUCCUGUGGCAUCAUUUAUCGUGAAUCCACGUUGCGUUGAUACUUUUAUAAAACAAUUCAUUAGAGAUUUGCACAAUAAUGCACUUGUGUUAGCUAUUCGCGUCUACUGUAAACAGGCGUGCUUUCUAGGCGAAACACGUCCUUGAACCAGUUUCUUUUUAAUAAAACAUGACGUCGUUACAACAAAGCAUUGUUUUCAGAACAGUGCUUUUGAGCGUGUACCGAUACUUUUUUCAACAGCUCUCGCAAGCGCAUAUGCGUGUUUCUAUUGAGUCGUAACGUUACUGUGCGCUUCAACCGAAAUAUUCAGUCUCAUACAAAGUGCUACUCAUGCUAUUUGUUACCGUUACUCUCCAUUUGCAAACCAAAACGGUUUGUUUGUCGCUUUUCACACUUCAAAAGCGAGAAUCGUAUUCAUCCCAUCACGUGCGUUCAGAAGCAUGUUUCACUGAUCACGAGCCUAAUUUCUUUUUGUACAUAAUCCACAUUUCCAUAUCGUAACAAGUCCUCGAGAAAAUGUGUUUUAUACGCAAUGCCUUUAUUAUUUAGCAAAGUGUUCAUUUUUUGUGCAUGUAUGUACGGUACGUUUCAUGUUGACCGAAGACGCAUUUAUUUGCAUUGUCAACGCAUUCAUCCUACCAUGCUCGUAAACAUUCAUAAUCUUUUUAGAUGAAAGUUAUGUAUCGGGACAUUCAAUCAUUGUGCAAUAAAUUGUAUAAAUUUCCUGUAUGGCUCCAA